AUGGCGAUAAGUUCGGAAUCCCAAGUCCCCCUUUCGCUCCCGAUCAUCGACUUCUCCAAUCCAGAUCUCAAACCGGAAACCCCCGAGUGGGACUUGGUGAGAUCCCAAGUCCGAAAAGCCUUAGAAGAGUACGGAUGUUUUGAGGCCUUAUUCGAUGGAGCUUCCAUGGAGCUACGGAAGGCCUUGUUCGAGUCCUCCAAGGAGGUUUUCGAUUUGCCAUUGGAGACCAAACUGAGUACAAAGACAGACGUACAUUACGAAGGAUACUUGACGAUUCCGAGGGUCCCUAUACAAGAGGGCAUGGGCUUUUAUGGUAUAGAUAAUCCUAAUGUUGUUAAUGACUUGACUCACAAGCUUUGGCCUCAAGGCAACAUCUUCGUCGGGAAGAAUGUUCAGUCGUUUGCGGAGAAGUUAAUAGAAUUAAAUUUGACGGUGAGGACAAUGACUCUGGAGAGUUUCGGACUCGAGAAAUACAUGGAGGAGCAUCUUAACGCAGCGAAUAAGCACUUUCAGUUACUUAAAUACAAAGGAAUUUCCGAUGAUAAUACAGAGAAUAAGAUAGGUUUUUACCCUCAUAUCGAUAGGCAUUUCCUCACAAUACUCUGCCAGAACGAUGCAGUAGAUGGCUUGGAGAUCAAAACAAAAGAUGGCGAAGAGUGGAUCAAAGUUAAGCCAUCUCAAGCCUCUUCUUUCAUUGUUAUGGCCGGAGCUUCUCUUCAUGUACUGUUGAAUGGUGGGGUAUUUCCUCCGCUUCACCGUGUGGUUAUAACCGGAAAGAAAGAUCGGUAUGUGGCUGCACUGUUCACGAUUCCUAAAGAAGGAGUGAUCAUAAAUGCGCCUGAGGAGAUGGUAGAUGAUGAACAUCCUCGUCUCUAUAAGCCUUUUGAUUUUUGGGGUUUCUUGAAAUUCAGCAACUUACCUAAUGCAAGGAAAGACAUAUCUGAUCUCACCGAUUACUGUGCCCUUUGAGUAUUAUGCCUUGCGAAUAAAUAAAACUAUUAAUCAUUUGAUCA
Messenger RNA from Arabidopsis thaliana (thale cress), 1013 nucleotides. Its product is annotated as 2-oxoglutarate (2OG) and Fe(II)-dependent oxygenase superfamily protein. Gene Ontology annotation, molecular function: 2-oxoglutarate-dependent dioxygenase activity; iron ion binding. The transcript has 3 exons. The record is from RefSeq and is marked reviewed. NCBI's taxonomy places the organism in Eukaryota, Viridiplantae, Streptophyta, Magnoliopsida, Brassicales, Brassicaceae. Bases 1 to 969 code for a protein of 322 amino acids.